Prunus mume (Japanese apricot) is the source of this 1708-nucleotide messenger RNA. RefSeq names its product UDP-glucose 6-dehydrogenase 1-like. Gene Ontology annotation, biological process: glycosaminoglycan biosynthetic process. The record is from RefSeq and is a predicted model, not a curated record. Gene Ontology annotation, cellular component: nucleus. Gene Ontology annotation, molecular function: NAD binding; UDP-glucose 6-dehydrogenase activity. NCBI's taxonomy places the organism in Eukaryota, Viridiplantae, Streptophyta, Magnoliopsida, Rosales, Rosaceae.
UUUGAUCAUUCACUCGCUUUGGAGAGCUUUUCUGGCAUAUAGAAUAGUGGAACAUACGUAGGAAAAUGGUGAAGAUCUGCUGCAUUGGAGCUGGAUAUGUUGGAGGUCCUACAAUGGCAGUGAUUGCCCUCAAGUGCCCGUCUGUUGAAGUGGCCGUUGUCGAUAUCUGGGACAAACGGAUUGCAGCUUGGAACAGCGACCAGCUUCCCAUUUAUGAGCCUGGCCUUGAUGAUGUGGUGAAGCAAUGCCGAGGCAAGAACCUCUUCUUCAGCACUGAUGUCAAGAAGCACGUCAUGGAAGCCGAUAUAGUCUUCGUCUCCGUCAACACUCCGACGAAAACCACAGGCCUCGGGGCAGGCAAAGCCGCAGAUUUGACAUACUGGGAGAGCGCUGCUCGAAUGAUUGCCGAUGUCUCCGAGUCUAGCAAAGUUGUUGUUGAAAAAUCGACUGUUCCAGUUAAGACGGCUGAGGCAAUAGAGAAGAUUUUGAGCCACAACGGCAAGGGGAUCAAGUUCCAAAUCCUCUCGAACCCCGAAUUCCUUGCGGAGGGAACGGCAAUUCAAGAUCUCUUUAACCCGGACCGCGUGCUCAUUGGCGGCAGGGAAACCCCUGAAGGCCAGAAGGCCAUCCAGGCAUUGAAGGAUGUUUAUGCGCAUUGGGUGCCCGAAGACCAAAUCAUAACCACCAAUCUUUGGUCUGCAGAGCUGUCGAAGCUCGCUGCCAACGCGUUCUUGGCGCAGAGAAUAUCGUCCGUCAACGCCAUGUCUGCCCUUUGUGAGGCUACCGGGGCCAAUGUUUCGCAGGUGUCACAUGCCGUUGGCAAGGACACCCGGAUAGGCCCCAAGUUCCUCAACAGCAGUGUCGGUUUUGGGGGGUCCUGCUUCCAGAAGGACAUCCUGAAUCUUGUCUACAUCUGUGAAUGCAAUGGCCUCCCGGAGGUGGCAGAGUACUGGAGACAGGUUGUGAAGAUCAACGACUACCAGAAGAGCCGAUUUGUGAACCGUGUAGUCGCUUCCAUGUUUAACACCGUGUCGACAAAGAAGAUUGCCAUACUAGGGUUUGCCUUCAAGAAAGAUACAGGUGACACAAGGGAGACCCCAGCAAUUGAUGUGUGCAAAGGUUUGUUGGUGGACAAGGCCGAGCUUAGCAUAUAUGACCCUCAAGUCACUCAGGACCAGAUCCAAAGAGACCUCACUUUGAGAAAGUUUGAUUGGGACCAUCCAAUUCACCUACAGCCCGUGAAUCCGACCAGUUGCUUUAAUGUGGAUCAAGUGAAAGUUGUCCGGGACGCAUACGAGGCGACGAAGGGCGCCCAUGGGAUUUGCAUUCUGACUGAGUGGGAUGAGUUCAAGAGCCUUGAUUACAACAAGAUUUAUGAGAACAUGCAGAAACCGGCAUUCAUAUUUGAUGGUAGAUAUGUUAUUGAUGCAGACAAGCUGCGUGAGAUUGGCUUCAUUGUCUUCUCAAUUGGUAAGCCCUUGGAUGCAUGGCUCAAGGACAUGCCUGCUGUGGUGUAAGACUAAACUGCUCAUCGUGCUUCCAUCAAAGUCGCCCCACCCGGCAGAGGCGGUAAGUUUUGAUUCAGGUUCUUGUAUUUGCUGUUCUGUUUUUGUUAUUGGAGAUUCACAAUUUGAAAUCAAUAAGUAUUGUAAAGUUAUUGGAGAUCCAUUAAUUCAUGCAUUCCCUCCAAGAUUGUAGCCUAAAGGCA